This is a messenger RNA of Drosophila subpulchrella, 693 nucleotides long. RefSeq names its product 39S ribosomal protein L48, mitochondrial (gene mRpL48). NCBI's taxonomy places the organism in Eukaryota, Metazoa, Arthropoda, Insecta, Diptera, Drosophilidae. Gene Ontology annotation, cellular component: mitochondrial ribosome. The record is from RefSeq and is a predicted model, not a curated record. Bases 20 to 592 code for a protein of 190 amino acids. The transcript is spliced from 3 exons.
CAUCAGCUGGUGAUAUAACAUGACUUUGACAAUUGGAAACGCCGCAAUGUUACGCAGAAUACUACCAAGUGUGCGGUUGGCGCUGCAAGUGCCCAAGGCAACCACAACUGCUGUGAGGAACACCAGUGGAAGUGUUUAUGAACCGGAUUAUCUGGAGUCCCUGAGGCCGAAGUUCCCGCAGUACGAUAGCCUCAAUGUCCAGAUCAAGGGCUAUGACUAUCCACAGUUGGAGAGCUACCAGCGGUUCCUCCAUGGAGUGGCCGAGUACCUGGAUCUGGACGUGUCCGACUGCUACGCCCUUCCUCCGCAACAGACGCAGGUGCAGCGAUUGCGACCCAACUCCACGGUCAUCGAGUCCGAGUACAAACUGACCACCUACGAGCGUAAUCUGCAGCUGAACAGUGUGGAUGCUCCGGUCUACCCGCAGUUCCUGCGCCUCGCCCAGGCAGCUUUGCCCGAAGGAGUCAGCCUGAAGGUCCAGGAGCACACCGACGACUGCGAGGAGCGACGAUAUGUGCCCGACAAAGAGCUGCUCGACCUCAAGGACGAACUGGAGCGCAUGGGCGGACCCACCAACACCAAGAAGAAGUAGGCGGAGCAUCCGAUUUGGCAAACAUUUAAUGCUAAGCUUUAAUGAGUAACCUGUGUGUAAAGUGUAGAGAGAACCUAUGAAUAAAAACUUUCCUAUUUAAA